Molecule: messenger RNA, 1485 nt
Organism: Suillus paluster
Lineage: Eukaryota; Fungi; Basidiomycota; Agaricomycetes; Boletales; Suillaceae
Product: cytochrome P450
Exons: 11
Coding region: 1-1485 (494 amino acids)
Molecular function (GO): oxidoreductase activity, acting on paired donors, with incorporation or reduction of molecular oxygen; heme binding; iron ion binding
Source: RefSeq, a predicted model, not a curated record
AUGUUGUACAGGAAAUUCUCGUUAGCGGGUAGGAGGAACGGCAUUCCACUUCCACCUGGACCUCCCCCCUGUUGGUUCUGGAGCAACGCUCUGCCUGCUGUCAACAUCGCUCAUGCGCUAACCGACUUGGUUCGAGAGUAUGGACCAGUGGUAUCGUUCCGACAAGGUAGCCAAGUAAUAAUUGUUAUCGGCAGCGUUGAGGCAGCCAUGGAUAUCAUGGAGAAAGAAGGUGGAUCACUGGUAGAUCGUCCUCGGUCUAUCGCCGCGGGCGAGAUGCUCUCAAGGGGGAUGCGUCUUCUCAUGGCUCGUUCGGGAGAUCGCUUCCGGCGCCUGCGAAAAGUGAUACAUACCCAUCUCCAACCGAAGGCGGCAGAGACAUACCAAGAUAUGCAGCGCGAGAAUGCGAAGAAUUUUAUAUUGGAUAUCCUGAAUGACCCAAAUAACCACCGGGAGCACACAGAACGGUAUGCCAUAUCAGUCAUUCUUCGGGUAACUUAUGGGAAGUCUGCGCCGACUGCCAACACCGAUCCUGAAGUGAUCCAUAUCCACAAAAUCCUCGAACAUUUCCAGGUCGCGAUGCGCCCAGGAGCUUAUCUCGUUGAUCGUGUGCCUUUUUUGCGCUACUUGCCUGGUUACGGAAAACAACUUACCGAGUGGCAUCAUGAUGAACUACAGCUAUACAGACAACAACUGGGGCGCGUCAAGAGUGAAGCGGACCAAAAUAAAGGGGGCCCCUCUUUUGCAAAGAUGCUCUUGGAACACGUCGAAGACCACCAACUCUCUACAGAUGAGAUGUCUUAUCUUGCCGGAUCGCUCUUUGGAGCGGGAUCUGAUACGGCAAUUCAGACCGCUGUUGGAAUUACCGCUGCUAUCAUGGCUGCGGCGUGCCACCCACUGGCUCAGGCGAAGGUGCAUGAAGAACUCGAUAUGGUCAUCGGGUCAGACAGAGCACCGGCAUUUAAAGACUCAAGCUCGCUUCCUCAGUUGCACGCGUUCUUGUUGGAAGCUUUGAGAUGGAGACCUGUCGUUCUUCCCUGGACGACGCUGACAUGCGCCUCAGGAUUUCCCCACCGUGCAACUAAGGAUAUCGUUUGGCAAGGAUAUUCCAUUCCCGAGGGUGCAACAGUCUAUGGGUGCCAUUGGGCUAUUUCUCGUGACCCUAUUGUCUUCCCGGAUCCUGAGACUUUCAAUCCCCAGCGCUGGCUUGAUUCAGAAGGCCGUCUGAAGGACAAUAUGAAGUUUAUCGUCUAUGGCUUUGGUAGACGUGUAUGUCCCGGCCUGCACCUCGCAAAUCAGUCAAUGUUCAUCAACCUCGCACUUCUCUUCUGGUCUUUCCGCAUUGCUCAACGACCUGACGCUCCGAUCAACACGCAUGCCUUCAGUGACGAUGUUAUUUCUCAUGCAAAGCCAUUUGAAAUCGAUGUUAUUCCGAGGAUUGAAGUGGCGAAUUUGAGAGAGAUGAUGACGGAUGGGUGUAUGGGUUGA